AUGAUCAGAACUACAAGAUCUUUGCUUCGAUCUUCCACUUAUAGACUCGCCACUAGACCCUCAGUAUCGCCAACAUAUCGUGUCACACCAACUUUCGCUAGAUUGUUGGCCACUACUGCAGACACAUCAUCGGAAAACUAUGCUAAAGUAUACAAUCCAAAUGCUGAAAAAGUGUCAUUAUCCAAUCUAGACACAUUUGCUAGAAGACACAUUGGUCCCACACCCAAAAAUGUUGAGACAAUGUUGAAGACGCUUGGAUACUCCAAUUUGGAUGAGUUUUUAUCCAGUGCUGUUCCAGAGCAUGUUUUGAUCAAGCGUAAAUUGCAAGUCCAACCUGCUCAGGGUUUCACAGAACAGGAAAUGUUGAAACAUCUCCAUGAAGUUGCUGGUAAGAACAAGAUUUACAAAUCGUUCAUUGGUAAAGGCUACGCUGGCACUAUUUUACCUCCAGUAAUUCAAAGAAACUUGUUGGAGCUGCCAGAAUGGUACACUUCGUACACACCAUAUCAGCCUGAAAUUUCUCAAGGUAGAUUGCAAAGUUUGUUGAACUAUCAAACUAUGAUCACAUCAUUGACGGGCUUGGACAUGGCGAAUGCCUCCUUGUUGGACGAAGGUACUGCUGCUGGUGAAGCAAUGAGUUUAUCAUUCCAUCACUCAAAGAACAAGAAGAAAGUAUAUGUAGUUGAUUCGGAAUUGCACCCACAAACCAUUGAAGUGAUCAAAUCAAGAGCAGAAAAUAUCAAUGUCGAGAUUAAGGAGUUGAACUUGGCAUCGAAAGAAGGCUUUCAAGAAUUGAAAAACAUAAUUAAAGACGUUUGUGGAGCUCUCGUCCAAUAUCCAACUACAAACGGUUCAAUUCACAACUAUUCUCAAAUUGGAGAUCUUUUGCAUGAAAACAAAGCACUUUUCGCCAUGGCCACCGACUUGUUAGCAUUGACUUUGAUUAAACCGCCAAGUGAAUUUGGAGCUGAUAUUGCAUUAGGAACCUCGCAAAGAUUUGGUGUGCCAUUUGGUUAUGGUGGUCCUCAUGCAGCAUUCUUUGCCACAUCACAAAAGUACGCCCGAAAGAUUCCUGGAAGAAUUGUCGGUGUGUCAAAGGAUAGGUUGGGUAAACCAGCUUUGAGAUUGGCUUUGCAAACCAGAGAACAGCACAUUAAGAGAGAAAAGGCUACCUCAAACAUUUGCACAGCUCAAGCUUUGUUGGCCAAUAUAGCUGCAAACUAUGCUGUUUACCAUGGACCUGAAGGAUUGAAAAAUAUCGCCAAGAGAGUUUAUGGAUUUACAACAUUACUUGCAAAUGAAAUCAAGAAGAAACACGAGAUUGUCAAUGAUAAAUGGUUUGAUACUUUGACAAUCAAGUUGAAUGGUGUGUCUUCUGAUGAAAUUUUAAAGAAUGCUUUGGAAAAGUAUGGAAUCAACUUGUUCAAAGUUGAUGAGUCAACAGUAUCAUUACAGUUGGAUGAAACGGUGCAAAAACAAGACUUGAUUGAUUUGAUUGAAUUGUUCACUGGUGAAGUUAUCGAGCCUUCGACUGAGUUGCCAUCCAUCCCUCAAGAUUUGUUGAGGACUGAUGACAUCUUGCCACACGAGGUAUUCAACACCCAUCACUCAGAAACAUCAAUGUUGCGUUACUUGCACCUCUUGCAAUCCAAAGAUUUGUCAUUGGCCAACUCAAUGAUCCCAUUGGGAUCUUGUACAAUGAAGUUGAAUGCAACUGUUGAAAUGCAGUCAUUAUCGAUCCCAGGCUUCAACUCAAUCCACCCAUUUGUUCCAAUUGAUCAAGCACAAGGUUAUAAGCAAUUGGUUGAUGAAUUUGAAAAGGAUCUUAACGAUAUUACGGGGUUUGAUGCUACUACCUCCAUGCCAAACUCGGGUGCUCAAGGUGAAUACACUGGAUUGUCAUUGAUCAGACAAUACCACAAAUCAAGAGGUGAAUACGACCAAAGAAACAUUUGUCUUAUUCCUGUUUCUGCGCAUGGUACCAACCCAGCCUCAGCAGCCAUGUGUGGAUUGAAAGUUGUUCCAGUCAAAUGCUUGGAUAAUGGAUCCAUCGACUUGGCGGAUUUGAAAGCUAAAGCUGAAAAGCAUGCUGCCAAUUUAUGUUCCAUCAUGGUCACUUAUCCUUCUACUUAUGGAUUGUUUGAACCGGGUGUCAAAGAAGCAAUUGAUAUAGUGCACCAAAAUGGUGGAUUGGUAUACUUGGAUGGUGCAAACAUGAAUGCUCAAGUAGGUUUGACUUCUCCAGGUGAUUUGGGUGCUGAUGUGUGCCACUUGAACAUUCACAAAACUUUUGCAUUGAGUCAUGGUGGUGGUGGACCAGGGCAGGCACCAGUAUGUGUUAAGCAACACUUGGCUCCAUUUUUGCCAAAACACAACUUUGUCAACACUCCUCAUUCAACCAAUGAAAGUAUAAAAGCAGUAAACUCGGCACCCUACGGAAGUGCCUCCGUCAUCCCUGUGUCUUACUCGUAUAUCAAAAUGUUGGGUGCUGAUGCAUUACCAUAUGCCUCAACCAUUGCCAUGUUGAAUGCCAAUUACAUCUUAUCCAAGUUGGAACCACAUUACAGGAUUCUUUUCGUUGACCAUCAAGCCUCAUCCAACGCAGGUUUGAAACAUUGUGCCCAUGAGUUUAUUUUGGACUUGCGUGAAUUUCAAAAACACGGUGUUGAGGCUAUUGACAUUGCCAAAAGAUUGCAAGAUUACGGAUUCCAUGCACCAACAAUGUCCUUCCCUGUUGCAGGUACGUUGAUGAUUGAACCUACCGAGUCUGAAAACUUGGAAGAGUUGGAUAGAUUUAUUGAAUCUUUCAUCUCCAUCCGUCGCGAAAUCGAUGCUUAUAUAAAUGGAGAUUCAUUGGGUAAUGUAUUGAAGAAUGCUCCACACUCACAACAGGAUAUUAUUUCCUCGUCUGAUUGGGAGACCAGAGGUUACACUAGAGAACAAGCUGCAUAUCCCUUGGAGUUUUUGAAAGAAAACAAGUGCUGGCCAACCGUUUCCAGAUUGGAUGACACUUAUGGUGAUUUGAAUUUGAUCUGUACUUGUCCUUCAGUUGAAGAACUUGCUGAAGAGUAG
Molecule: messenger RNA, 3072 nt
Organism: Lodderomyces theae
Lineage: Eukaryota; Fungi; Ascomycota; Pichiomycetes; Serinales; Debaryomycetaceae
Gene: GCV2
Product: glycine decarboxylase subunit P
Exons: 1
Coding region: 1-3072 (1023 amino acids)
Biological process (GO): glycine decarboxylation via glycine cleavage system
Cellular component (GO): glycine cleavage complex; mitochondrion
Molecular function (GO): glycine dehydrogenase (decarboxylating) activity; pyridoxal phosphate binding; glycine binding
Source: RefSeq, a predicted model, not a curated record